Molecule: messenger RNA, 2372 nt
Organism: Heteronotia binoei (common prickly gecko)
Lineage: Eukaryota; Metazoa; Chordata; Lepidosauria; Squamata; Gekkonidae
Product: zinc finger protein with KRAB and SCAN domains 8-like
Exons: 6
Coding region: 203-2134 (643 amino acids)
Biological process (GO): regulation of transcription by RNA polymerase II
Molecular function (GO): RNA polymerase II cis-regulatory region sequence-specific DNA binding; DNA-binding transcription factor activity, RNA polymerase II-specific
Source: RefSeq, a predicted model, not a curated record
GAAGCAAUCCUGCUUGCUGUUCGGAAAUACUGGCAGGUGAUGCUCUCUGUGAAGGACCUGUCAAGACGCAUGUACUAAGAAGAUGCUUUAGGAAUGGCUUGUUGACUUUCCAUAGCAGCAGACAGAGGCCUAGUGAAGGUUCAGACGGUGAACUGGGAGGUUGCUCCUUUGCCAACUGGAAGGGAAGGGGCCAGGACUGAACAUGGAGGAAACCACAGGGGACGUUCCCCAUAUUGUCAAGGAGACGUGCUUGAAGGAACUCCCAGGACAGACGGCCUCUCAAAAAGGUGAACAGCAACCGGAUGAGGGAUUGCCACAGCAGCGGGCAGCCCAGUGUCAAGAGUUCCUAAAAGUUCUGGAUUCCCAUUGUUUAGGAUGGGGAAACCCACAGCUGAUAAAACGUGGACCUUGGGAGGAUGCCAAGGCCUUCCUGGCCUCCUUCGAGCAAGUGGCUGAGGCCUGCCAGUGGCCCAGGGAAGAGUGGGCGGCCCGGCUCCUGCCAGCCCUGAGCGGAGAAGCCCAGAAAGCCUUUAGCAGCCUGCAGGCCAGAGACAGGAAGGAUUAUGGGAAGGUAAAGGCAGCCAUCUUGCAUGGAGAAGCCAACCGCAUGGAAACCCUGCGCCGGCACUUCCGGCAGUUCCGAUACCGGGAAGUGGAAGAUCCACGGCGAAUUUACGGGCAGCUGCGGGAGCUUUGCCAUCGGUGGCUGAGGCCGGAGAGGCACUCGAAGGAGCAGAUCCUGGAGCUGCUGAUCCUGGAGCAGUUCCUGGCCAUUUUGCCCCAGGAAUUCCAAAGCAGGGUCAGAACGCGGGACUUGGAGACUGGUACGCCAACAGUGGCAGAGGAGUUCCUGAUGAACCCUCAAGAGGCCAAGGACUGGGAAUGGCAGGUUCCGUUGGAGGAGGUGAGGCCAGAAGUGGAGAGAGCUCUUCAGAGACAGAGCUACAUGGAGGCCAAAGAGAAAGCAGAUGAGGAUCUCUGUUUGCUGGCCAGCAAAAUAAUGUCCACGAGUCAUCCUAGCCCAGUGCUGCCUCCCGAAGACCAAGAUUUGGCUGAAGGUGGGCUGGGUGAGGAGACUGCAAAUCUGAAUGAGGUGAUGGUGUCUUUGGAGAACGCCGACUGGGCCAUGGUGAACUCCAGUCAAGGAACCAUGCACUGGGAAGUCAUGCAAGAGAACUCUGAAGACAUCAGCUCUUUAGGAGGAUUUGUGAUUCCCAAACCGGACGCCCUUUCCCAGAUGGAACAAGGAGAAAUGGUCUUUGUCCAGGACUCGGAGGAGGGAGAAGCGUUCCCAGAAAGCCUCUCAGGUGAUGAGGAUCCAAGUGCGAUCAAAGAGGAAUAUUCCCCGCAAGAAAACAGUGAGCCAGAGGAACUAUACAGCAUGUCGCUGGAGAUAUCCCAGGGAAAGGCUUCUCUGGUGGCUGAGAUCCACGAGUCAGGAUGCGACUCUGACAGAAGGAAGGGGUGGAACGAAUCCGUGGAGGGCCCAAUGGCAAUGAAGGAAGCCGUGAGGCACUCCAGAGCAAAUAAGUUUUUGCUCUCCAAGACCAGCAAGUGGUAUCGCUGCAAAUCGGGACAUGUCUCCAAUCAGAUGAUUCCUGCCGGAGCAUCCCUUCACGAGUGCCUUGUCUGUGGGAAGCGCUUCCAGAAAAAGAAUUACCUGGCCAAACACCAGAGGAUCCAUGUCAGGCCGAAAUUGUUCCAGUGCUCCGAGUGCGGGGAGAGCUUCAAUUGGAGAGAAGGGUUUAUACGGCACAGAGGGACGCACACCGGCGAGAAGCCGCACGAAUGCGCCCAGUGCGGGAAAUGCUUCAGCCAGAGGGAAAGCCUGAUCAGGCACGAGAAGAUCCAUACAGGGAAAAAGCCCUUCGAAUGCCCCGAGUGCGGGAAGAACUUCUGUCGGAGGGAUUCGCUGGUUCGGCAUCAGAAGAUCCAUACGGGGGAGAAGCCAUAUGAGUGCCCCGAGUGUGGGAAAAGCUUUAACCAGCGAGAAGUACUGAUCCGGCAUCAGAGAAUCCACACAGGGGAAAAGCCAUACGAGUGCCAGCAAUGUGGGGAAAGCUUCACUCAAAGAGCCAUAUUGAACAGACAUGAAAAAAUCCAUCUGGAAGAAAGAGACCUUUUAAUACUCUGAGAGUAAGCCCUUCUGUCUACCACCCUCUCCUUUUGGUGGAGGAGACACUACCCUUGGUGUGUUAUUAGCGUGUUUUACUGAAAGAGUUAAUACUUUUUUUUUUUUGUCAACCCAAACUAGGCCCAGAUUGCCCUGUGAGCAUCAAUGGCAGACCUUUGGGAUCCACAGAUGAAGGGCUAGGUUGUAUACCUUUUCCCAGGUUGGGAGGAGUCAGUGUUUAAGUGACUGAGGCAGAGGG